This is a messenger RNA of Nylanderia fulva, 2809 nucleotides long. Lineage: Eukaryota; Metazoa; Arthropoda; Insecta; Hymenoptera; Formicidae. The record is from RefSeq and is a predicted model, not a curated record.
AUGACAGAGUCCAUUAAUUUUCUGCUCACGGAACAAUCAUUCAUCAUCGACGCGAUCAAUCGCAGUUUGGUGAAUGUCAAGAAGCUGUCCAAAGCACAGACAACUGUAAUCAAACUGGAGAGCCGAUUGAAGAAGCUUCACGAUCAAUGGUCAUCGUGCAAGGCUAUUCAUGUGAGGAUUCUGCAUGCAGUCACGCCCAAGGAAAAAAGCGAACUUCCAUACUUCGUCAAGGAGAAAUUCUAUGCUGCGGAAGAAACGUAUGACGUCACCGUGGACCUGAUCAACGAAGCCAUCAAAAAGCUAACGCAGUCCACUCUGUUCGGCUGGAUACUCUCCGGACCAACAGGCCCCACGGAUGCAACUCAUCCUCCGGCUGACGUUCACAAUUGCGUCGUUGAAGACGACCUCGCUCCCGUCAUCCAACAAUUCUGGACAGACGAGACAAUUUCUGAUUCCAAGCCUCCGCUAACGGAGGACGAACAACGUUGUGAGCAACAUUUUGCUGCAACUCACAAGCGCGACGUACAUGGCCGCUACGUGGUACGAUUGCCGUUUAAGAAUGGCUCACCGCCGAGUAUAGGUGAAUCAUUUCAAAUCACUUCAGUGCUUCACGCCAAAUUAACAAAUCGGCUGUCACGACAGUCUGAAAUUAGAACGCUCUAUCAUGCGUUUUUAGCAGAUUACGAGGAGCUGGGUCACAUGACCCAGAUCAAACCCUCCACUUCUAAUCUUUCGGACGCGGCUUACAUACCGCAUCAUGCUGUCCUUCGCGAACACAGUACCACCACGAAACUACGCGUGGUGUUCAAUGCUUCCUGCCGUACAUCAAACGGCACUUCAUUAAACGACCAUCUUAUGAUCGGUCCAAAACUCCAACAAGAUUUAGCCGCAAUAGUUCUUCGCUGGCGAUUAUUUCAAUACGUGUACACAGCUGACAUAGCGAAAAUGUACAGACAAUCUCGGUCCAUCAUGAAGAUCGAGAUUAUCAGCGAAUACUCCAUGCGCGUAUUGCAACAACUAAACGAGGAGGACGGGCACGAGUUCCCCCUCGCACAAACGAUUUUUCGCGACUCAAUCUACGUUGAUGAUACUCUCUUCGGCGCGGAUGAAAUCUCCGACGCCAUCAAAACUCGAGAUCAACUCAUUGCGCUCAUGAAGCGUGGCCAGUUUGAUCUACGCAAAUGGACUGCAAACUCUUCGGAGUUGCUGGCAGACAUUCCGCUUGAUAGGCGGCAAUCGGAUCUCGCUAUUAAAAGCGAUGACUCACUGAAGGUGCUUGGGCUGUCUUGGUCGCCGCACACUGAUUCAUUCUGUUUUAAGAUCCUUGACGACGUUCAGAUUACGUUGCUAUGCGCUAAAACCAAGGUUGCGCCUCUUAAGACGCUCAGUAUCCCUAGACUUGAACUCAACGCAGCAGUUUUACUCAGUCGACUGAUUAAAUGGAUUUAUCGGUCUUUCAAUCUGUCAAACGUUCCUGUGUACGGUUGGACGGACUCCACUGUUACCCUAGCUUGGAUAACUCAACACCCUUCAAGGUGGCGUACUUAUGUCGCCACUCGCGUAUCGGAAAUCCAAACCACUCUUCCCACAAUUAAAUGGCAUCAUGUCAAAUCAGCUGAGAAUCCGGCAGAUUGCGCCUCGCGCGGCUUGUCUGCUACCGAAUUUAUGAAUCACUCUUUGUGGUUUUCUGGACCGUCCUGGCUCCGCACUCAUUCUUCGACGUGGCCAAUUCAAUCGACAAGCAAAGACAUAUCGAUUAACGCUUUACUGGAGGAAUCCUCCUCGGCGUCGGUGCAUCUUACCGACAAUGUCACUACAUGGAAUCUCCCGAACGACAUUUCAACAUGGACAAAAUUGAUACGGGUUACAGCAUAUCUAUUUCGAUUUGUAACCAAUUUACGCAACCGAUUACAGGGGACUUCAUUGAAUCUUUCGUCUUUAGAAGCGGCCGAACUCCAUCAUGCCGAACACUUUUGGCUUGAACAAGUUCAACGCCAACUGUUUUCUUCAGAAUUGUCAGCGUUAAAACGAAAAGUUUCUAUUUCAAAAUCAAGCCGACUAAGCUCGUUACGCCCAUUUCUUGGGCAAGAUCAAUUAAUACAUCUAGGUGGGCGGUUGAAGAACGCUCUGUUGCCCUAUUCGGAAUGUCACCCGAUCAUUCUGGCUGAUCAUCGAAUCGUACAGUUGCUGAUUGCUAAUGCACAUACGGCCGCCCUUCAUGGCGGCACUCAGUUAACGCUUCGCAUAUUACGGCAACGUUAUUGGAUAAUUUCCGCUCGUUCUCAGGUUAGAAAGUACAUUCGAAGCUGCAUUACUUGUGAGCGGCACCGAGCCGUCACCGCAGACCAACUCAUGGGUCAAUUGCCCGAACACAGAGUUGCGCCGUCCGCAUCGUUCACCUGCACCGGCGUUGAUUAUGCCGGACCAAUACCCUUGACCUUGCGGGCAGCGCGCGGUCAAAAGACCAUGAAGCACUACAUUGCAAUUUUUGUAUGCUUCACUACUAAGGCAAUUCAUCUCGAAUGUGUAGAUGAUUACUCGACAGAAGGUUUUCUCGCUGCCCUGUCUCGCUUUACAAGUCGACGUGGGCUUCCAUCCCACAUUUACAGUGAUAACGGCACGAACUUCAUAGGUGCCGACAAGGAGCUGCGAAAUGCUUUCCGCGUUAUUAUUCAGGAUCCUAUUCUGAAAAGUCAAAUUGCCAAUGACCGCAUUACCUGGCACUUCAACCCUCCGGCAGCACCGCACUUCGGCGGGGUAUGGGAAGCCAAUGUAAAAAACGUGAAGUAUCACUUGAAACGCGUAAUCG